Molecule: messenger RNA, 421 nt
Organism: Cynara cardunculus var. scolymus (artichoke)
Lineage: Eukaryota; Viridiplantae; Streptophyta; Magnoliopsida; Asterales; Asteraceae
Product: protein preY, mitochondrial
Exons: 4
Coding region: 77-346 (89 amino acids)
Source: RefSeq, a predicted model, not a curated record
CAUUGGGUAUAAAAUAUCACCUGGUUAUCAUAGAAACAAACCUAACAGACAAGAAGAAGAGAAGAAGACGAAGAGAAUGGUGAGAGGAACUAGAAUAGUUGAAAUCAGCAAAAGUCUAUCAGAGAUACUCGUCUGUCCUCUCUCUAAACAACCCUUAAGGGUUUGUGAGAAAUCGAAUUCCCUCAUAAGCCAUGCCAUCGGUGUUUCUUUUCCGAUAGUAGACGGGAUCCCUUGCCUAGUGCCACAGGACGGCAAGAUCAUUGAAGCCGAGGACUCGAAUAGUAAUGGUGAUACGGUCGACACAAAAAGCAGAUGGCGAAAAAGAACGCUCCAAUCAGAUCAUUAAGAUCUUACCGUUACGAGUUAACAUUGUAAUUUAUUUUACCGGGUAAGAUUGCAGUAUUCAAAAUGAUAUCAUAUG